Messenger RNA from Oryza brachyantha (malo sina), 651 nucleotides. RefSeq names its product phytosulfokines 1-like. The transcript is spliced from 2 exons. Lineage: Eukaryota; Viridiplantae; Streptophyta; Magnoliopsida; Poales; Poaceae. Bases 72 to 359 code for a protein of 95 amino acids. The record is from RefSeq and is a predicted model, not a curated record.
CAGUGUAGCAGCAAAUUCAGUCAGCAACUGUUCUGUCUUUCUUUCUUUCUUUCUUCUGGUGAGAGAUCAGAAUGGUGCAUGCAGGGAGAAGAACAGCUAGGGCACUCUGCCUUCUCUGCCUUGCUCUCCUGCUGCUAGCCCAGGAUGCCCAUUCUUCCAGGAAGCUCCUGCUGCAGGAGAGGCAAGGCCAUGGCCAUGGACACGGCGUCGGGAACGGCACAACCACCACCCAGGAACCAUCCAGAGAGAAAGGAGAAAGUACAGGUGCCAACAAUGAUGGGCAGCUGCAGUUUGAUUCAGCUAAAUGGGAAGAACUCCACACGGAUUAUAUCUACACCCAAGAUGUCAAAAAACCAUAAUUAGCAGUAGUAGCUACCUUCUGCACCAAUCUUUUGUUCGUUUGAAGAGGGGAUUUGCCUGGGAUUUAGCUAAAUGAACCACUUAAAUCCCAAGCAAAUCCCACUCGGCCCAUUUUGUGCAGGAGUGAUCAGUGUUGCACUGUAUAAUUAAUUAGCAAUAUACAGCUAGUAUUAUUUUCGAUAAUAUUUACGGUUUUCCCGGGCCUGUGAGUUCAGUACCGAUAUUGUCAGGAACCCCUGUAAUAUACGAUGGAUUGCAAUCCUCUGAUGUAGUAAUGUCAAAGGGAUGUGG